This is a messenger RNA of Acytostelium subglobosum LB1, 1224 nucleotides long. RefSeq lists its product as hypothetical. NCBI's taxonomy places the organism in Eukaryota, Evosea, Eumycetozoa, Acytosteliales, Acytosteliaceae. The record is from RefSeq and is a predicted model, not a curated record. The transcript has a single exon. The annotation marks the transcript as partial.
AUGCAUUUAUAUCAUAGAGGUACAAUCAAUUAUACACUACCAGUGUUAUUGAUUAAUAAGAUACUGUCAUUGGUGAUACAUAGCUUCAAGGUGAAUCAAUCAUUGUAUGGACCAGUGGAGACCACCCGACAUAUACUCAAUCUGGCAUUGAUAUCCAAGGAGUUCUUUCAUUUCAUCUCGGCACACUUCCAAUCGAUCAACCUAUGCAGCAUGAACAAAUCAUUCUCCAACUUCCAUGUACAUCAAUCCAACCAAUACUGUCUGGUCAAGAUGAUCACACGGCUCGAGAUCAACUCGAUUGGCCUCGAUGCAUUGGUCAGCGGCCUUCUAGACUAUGACCAUAUGGGCCGAUCGUUCCUCGCCACCAUUGAGCACCUGACACUUCGCCACGACCUCAAGGUCGGUCAGAGCGAUGUGAACAUCGUCGUCGCCACGCAGCAGAUGAAGAGCCUGCGAUCGCUCAAGUUCUACGACAUGACCUAUGGACGCGUGCGCUGCGACCUCUUGCUCUCGUUCCAUUGUAACAUUCACAAGAUAUCGUUGCACAACGUGGCCGACACUCAGAACAUGUCCGCCUUCCUUGAGAUGCAGACCUCCAUUCAUUCUCUAGCCCACCACUCCAACUUCUCAAACAUGACCGACGCGAUCAAACUCCGUCUGGAGCGGGUGCUCGUGUGCAACCAGGACACUCUGACCAAGCUGACGCACUGCUUUGGAUACCACCUCCGUCUGCCGCCUCGCGAGCGCAUCAGCAAGCUCUCGCUGCUCUCGGACAGCUUCUCGCCCAGCUCGCCGCAGUUCAUCGAGUAUCUGCACCGGACGUACCAUCUGCGCAAGCUGGUGCUGACCUUCUUUGGCAACUACUCUGACUACAACCUGUCGCAUCUGAACAACUGUGUGUCGAUCGAGAAGCUAAAGCUGCACAUUCACAAGUACGACACGCGCUAUGUGUCGAUCAUCUUCUCGAUACCAUCGAUCAACAAGCUCAUAAUGUCCAUCUAUCACAAGGAUCAGAAUGAGGUGGUCUCACUCGAUGACAACUACACCGUCAAGGCCAUUGGCAAAUCAUACUCAAGGAAGCAAUAUGUAAUCAAACGAACAACUCCGCAUCCAAACAGCAGCAGCUUGGUCAUGGCGCCUCCAUCCCCAUCAUCAACAACGAUAUAUAUUCCAGAACAUCCAACAUCUUUCCAGUCACAACAAUCGAGUGUCAACACAACAUUA